Rotaria sp. Silwood1 is the source of this 771-nucleotide messenger RNA. Lineage: Eukaryota; Metazoa; Rotifera; Eurotatoria; Philodinida; Philodinidae. The record is from the annotation of a GenBank genome assembly.
AUGGCAAAAGUAUUGUCAUGUGGUGUGGAAUUUAUACGAGGGAUAUUACUUCUGUUGAACGUGUUUUUUGCACUUGUUGGUCUUGGUUUAAUUGGACUUGGUAUUUAUGUCAAAGUUGACAAUAAAAUUUCAGCAGUCUUAAGUAAAUUUACUGAGGUAAGUAGUUUCUCAGGACAAUCACUGGGGUUUCUAGCAUUCGUUCUAAUUGGUGGCGGUAUUUUUACCAUUCUUAUUGCAAUAUCCGGUUGUCUAGGAUCUUUAUGGCGCAAUCGAUGUUUGUUAUAUUUGUAUGCCAUCAUUCUUGGUGUUCUGAUGAUUAUUGAAUUAGUUGGUUUUAUCUUAGCAUUUGUAUAUAAAGACAAACUUGAAGAUGUAUACAGAAAAACUUUAACGACAGUCUUUGUCAAUGCUCUAAUCGCUAAUGAUACAAAAGUAUUAGAUGCUUUUCAUGAUAUGGAAGAAUCAUUGCAAUGUUGUGGUGUAAAUGGCAAAACGGAUUAUACAGAACAUGGAAAAGAUGCCUCUAGUUGGUGUUAUGAAUAUCAACAAGGCUGCUCUACGAUUAUUAUUAACACGCUUAAGAAAAAUUUACCAAUCAUUGGAGGUAGUUUAGGUGCUGUUUUAUUUUUGGAACUAUUCAGUUUCAUUGGUGCUAUUGUAUUAGCUGUAGCGCUCAAGCAUGCACCUGAUGAUACUGAUUCAUCAAGUCCUCGAGACGUGAUCGCUCAGGUUAUACCAGGUCGACGUCGUAAUUAUUAUAAACUUUCAUAA